This is a messenger RNA of Triticum aestivum (bread wheat), 2520 nucleotides long. RefSeq lists its product as uncharacterized. The transcript has a single exon. The record is from RefSeq and is a predicted model, not a curated record. Bases 56 to 2290 code for a protein of 744 amino acids. Lineage: Eukaryota; Viridiplantae; Streptophyta; Magnoliopsida; Poales; Poaceae. Gene Ontology annotation, molecular function: protein binding.
GUUCGAUCGGGGCAUCAUCGGAAGCGAGCACAAAAUAAUUAAGCACAACAAAUCCAUGGCGCGGCACGAGCAGGAGAACCAGUACGACGAUGAUGCCUCGGCACCGCGGUCGUGGCUGCCGGACGACGUCGUCAUGGAGAUCCUCGCCUGCCUGCCGGCCAAGUCCGUCGGCCGCUUCCGCUGCGUCUCACGUUCCUGGGACGCCACACUCUCGUCGGCGGCCUUCGUCGAGCUCCACCUCCGGCGGGCAAACUACCAGUCAGCCGCCGGCCGGCCAAAGAUCUUCUUUAGCCCUACUGACGAGCCCUCGGACGACUACUUCUUUUACGCUUGGCAGCCUGGCGGUGCGGUCACGAAGCUGAUGGACAACGACUUCCUGCGCCCCGCUCCCCUCACAAGGCCCCUCCAUGGCCUCGUCCUCCUCCGUUGCGUCCGCAGUGGCGGUUACUACGUCUGCAACCCAUCCACCGGCGCGGUGCUUCCUCUCCCCGACACUCGAGUGCCAUGGAAGAUGACUUUCCAGUCUUCACUCCCUUACUACAGGGAUGUAGUUUACGGCCUUGGUUACUGCUCGGCCAGCCACCAGUACAAGGCAGUCCGUAUCUUCAGCAAUGAGAAUUCCAUGGAUGCCCCGUGCUGCGAUGUCUUCGUUCUCGGCAGUGACACGCCGGCAUACUGGCGGCCGGCCACCUCCGAGCAUCCGAUGUGCGUUGUGAAGGAGGAGAACCCGGCCGUGUUCCUCAAUGGCCACCUGCACUUCCUCUGCCGCUACGAUGGUGGCAUCCUCACUUUCAACGUCAUGGAUGAGACCUUCGGUUCCAUGCCACUGCCCCCAUAUCCUCUGGGGAAGGAUCCUCUCGGUCUCAGGACGACGGAGCUCGACGGUUGCCUAUGCGUCUUUGAUGCGGGCAGCGGCGACGGAGACGGUCUGUGCCAUGUAUGGCUGCUGCGUGAUUACGAGGCACAACGGUGGGAGCAGCUUUGUUGCAUCGACCGGGCCGCUUGGCCGGAGCCAGAGCGGACGCAGCUGGAAUCGAGCUGGAUAGCUCCUCUCGGCCUGUCUAAUGCUUCCAAUGGAUCAGACAAGAAGAUCAUGUUCGGCACGGGUACUUGCAUGGUGUUCACGGUAGACCAGAAUGGUGGUGGCGUACCAGAGAUUCUUUUCCGGCCUGACGAAGCCAUCGCCGGCAGUUUCAUUGACACGUAUGAUUUCCCGUAUGAUUUCCCGGCGCUUGGCCUGUUCGAGGAGAGUCUUGUGCCGGUAGGCCGCGACAUUGAGGAGAUGAUCUUCUCUUCACCUGUGACAGAAGCUUGGUACGACGUCCUCAAGUGGUUGCCAGCACAGUCCGUCUCAAAGCUCAGCCUCGUGUGCAGGGAAUGGCGCGCCAUGAUCACCACCGAUUGUUUCAUCCGAUCGCACGCCGCCGUCCACGCAACACGCCCGCGGAUCAAGUUUGCCAUAGACCCCUUGGUGGUUUCAUUCAGUGACCUGGAUGAUCACAUCAACAACCGGCUCUUCUAUGGCAAUGGCAUGCCAUACGAUAAUCCUGUCCAAUUUUCUCAACCAUGCCAUGGCCUAAACUUAGGGAGGUGGAGCUUUGGUGACUACCUAUACAAUCCUACCUUGGGCAUUAGUCAGAGAAUAGAAGAUGUCGAGAGAGAUGCAGUCUUUUUCGGCAGAUCUAUCGCGUUGGGGUUCGACUCCGAGGUGGAGGACCAUGUCAUGGUGUCACUUGCGUACGAGCAGAAGAACAUGGGAACGCGAGAGUACAAACUGAGGUGUGACGUGCGUAGUUUGCAAAGAGGCAAUUUCUGGUGCUCGUACGAUCCUCCACCAAGGCCAGUGGCAGUCAAUGUGCCGCCGGCCUACGUGAAUGGCAAGAUCUAUUGGGUGGUCGAACAUUUGCUUGCGCCAGAAUCCGAGGUGUGCGAACUCCUGGUGUUCGACGUCAUAGAUAGCGAGUUCGAGGUCAUGCAGGGUCCUUCAUGGAGCAGCCAUGGCAGCGGCCGUACGUCCAUCCUCGAGCUCUACGGUGCUAUCUCCAUGGCAUGGUGGGAUGACGACAGGAAUGCCAUUGACGUAUGGAGGAUGAAGGACAUGGACGGGGCUUGGUACGUGGAGUGUCGUGUCGAACUCGAUAAGUUCUCACCGCAAUACUCGUCGAGGGAGAUCACGCUGAUGUGUGCUGAUCCAAUUGGUGGACAGAUUUUGCUCAACACAGGGAGGUCGUUAGGCUACUAUAAUCCCGAGACGGCGACGCUUGAAACCAUCUACACUAGCUGUUGGUGAACCACAAGGUUACAGGGGGUUCUCUGCCGCUAUUGUCCAAGACAGUCUAGUUUGCCCUUAUAUGAAGUGGUAGUGGUGAACCAACAAAGUCACGCUAUAAACUAUUGGUCGAAGAGGCGAAAGGCGUCAAGCACGCAUUGGCUACCUCAUUGUGCUCCUUGUUUACUACUGUUAGAUUUUUCUCGAUAAUUUACUCCGAUUAAUUUUGAAUAAAGAUGAUAUUAGAGUUG